Messenger RNA from Botrytis porri, 1317 nucleotides. RefSeq lists its product as uncharacterized. The coding region runs from base 1 to 1317 and encodes 438 amino acids. Gene Ontology annotation, cellular component: cytosolic [4Fe-4S] assembly targeting complex. Gene Ontology annotation, biological process: iron-sulfur cluster assembly. NCBI's taxonomy places the organism in Eukaryota, Fungi, Ascomycota, Leotiomycetes, Helotiales, Sclerotiniaceae. Gene Ontology annotation, molecular function: protein binding. The record is from RefSeq and is a predicted model, not a curated record. The transcript has a single exon.
AUGCGACUCCAACACCUCUCCGAUUUCAAGCCCCAAGCGGCCACUCGCGCAUGGGCAUCGAUUCCCAAUCCCAACGGACUACCUCUCAUCGCAACAGCCACUUCUGAUAAAUCGGUGCGCGUCUAUUCGCUCAGUAAUUUUACGUUGCAUUCGACGCUUGAAGGGGGCCAUGAGAGAAGUGUGAGAUCUGCGGCGUGGAAACCGGGGGUUAGGAGAGAUGGGGCGUUGACGAUUGCGACGGGGAGUUUUGAUGCGACGAUGGGGAUUUGGAGACGUAAGGAGGAUGCGGGGAAUGGGGAUGGAAAUGGAAAUGAUGAUGGGAAUGGACCAUUAGAAAUGGAGAUUGGACCGGAUGGAGAGGUGAAUAAAGGAGCGCAGUUGAGAAAAGGAGGAGAAGAUGAGGAGGAUGAGGGAGAUGAUUGGGAAUUUUCAAUUGUGUUGGAGGGACAUGAUUCGGAGAUUAAAAAUGUGGCUUAUUCGCCCAGUGGACAAUGGUUAGCUUCUUGUUCGAGAGAUAAGACGAUAUGGAUUUGGGAGGAAAUAGGAGAGGAGGGAGAAGAUGAAUUCGAAACCGUUGCAGUCUUACAAGAUCACAAAGCAGAUGUAAAAUGUGUAUGUUGGCGAAAAGACGAUGGCAACGGAGAAGUUCUCGCAAGUGGUAGCUACGACGAUACGAUUUUACUAUCGCGCGAAGAUGGCGAGGGAGACUGGGAAACCGUUGCUACAUUAGAAGGUCACGAAGGCACAGUAUGGAAUCUCGAUUGGGAGCCUGAAGUUCUCAUGAAGACGGAAUCGAGCGAUGAAUCCUCCGCACCAGUUACCCCACGACUCCUCUCCUCAUCCGCAGACAUGACCAUACGUAUCUGGUCCAAAGUACCUACACCCCCACCCCAAAACAAACCCUCCUAUUUCAACCCCGGUAUCCCUAGUACCAUGCGUCCGGGCCCCGAAAAUGAGACCUGGGAAUGCACAGCCACGCUUCCGAAAGUCCACGAUCUACCUAUCUACAGCAUUAGUUGGAGUAAACAAACCGGUCGAAUCGUAUCCACUGGCGGCGACGGCAAAGUCGCCAUCUACGAGGAACAAACCAAAGGACGAAAUAGUGUCGGUGGUACGAUUGAGAAAGAAUGGACGGUCCUCACGGUUCUGGAAGGUGCGCAUGGUCCGUAUGAAAUCAACCACGUUACGUGGUGUCAGCGAUUCGAUAAUGGAAGGAAAAGCCCAGAUGAAGAAAUGGUUAUUACGACGGGUGAUGAUGGACUUACGAAAGCGUGGUGGAUUGAAGAAACUGUGGAAGGGAGUAAAGGAGAGGCAUAA